Molecule: messenger RNA, 851 nt
Organism: Drosophila nasuta
Lineage: Eukaryota; Metazoa; Arthropoda; Insecta; Diptera; Drosophilidae
Product: serine protease 1-like
Exons: 1
Coding region: 11-805 (264 amino acids)
Biological process (GO): proteolysis
Molecular function (GO): serine-type endopeptidase activity
Source: RefSeq, a predicted model, not a curated record
UCACUUCAACAUGAAGACUUUCAUCGUAUUGGCCCUAGCUAUUGCAGCAGUUGCUGCUGAAUCUUUUGAGCAGGUUCUUCCCAAGGAUCUGCCACAAUCUCAAAAGAUCGAGGGACGCAUUACCAACGGCUACCCAGCCUACGAGGGCAAGGCUCCUUACACUGUUGGCCUGAGCUUCAACGGUUGGUGGUGCGGUGGUUCCAUCAUUGCUCACGACUGGGUGCUGACUGCUGCUCACUGCACCAACGGUGCCAGCUCUGUGACCAUCUACUAUGGUGCCACCUGGCGUACCAACGCCCAGUUCACCCACUCGGUUGGCAGCGGCAACUUCAUCCAGAAUGGCAACUAUCCCAGUCAGAGCGGCAACGAUAUCGCUUUGAUCCGCACUCCACAUGUCGACUUCUGGAGCAUGGUCAACAAGGUUGAGCUGCCCAGCUACAACGAUCGUUACAACAUGUACGAUAACUGGUGGGCUGUUGCAUGCGGUUGGGGUGGCACCUAUGAUGGCUCUCCUCUGCCCGAUUGGUUGCAGUGCGUCGACCUGCAGAUCAUUAACAACGACCAGUGCUCCCAGGUCUAUGGUCACCAACCCGAAGGAAUUCUCUGUGUUGCCACUCCCGAUGGCAAGUCUACCUGUAGUGGCGACUCUGGCGGCCCAUUGGUGCUCCACGAUGGCGCCAAGCUAGUUGGUGUUGCUUCCUGGGUAUCUAGUGCUGGUUGUCAAUCUGGCCAUCCAUCUGGUUUCACUCGUGUUACUGCUCAGCUGGAUUGGAUUCGCGACAAUUCCGGCGUCGCUUACUACUAAACAUUGACUUUAAAAUAUAUCGCAAAUAUUAUUUUGUUGUCUUUGU